This is a messenger RNA of Dromaius novaehollandiae (emu), 14822 nucleotides long. RefSeq names its product thrombospondin type 1 domain containing 4 (gene THSD4). Gene Ontology annotation, cellular component: extracellular matrix. NCBI's taxonomy places the organism in Eukaryota, Metazoa, Chordata, Aves, Casuariiformes, Dromaiidae. Bases 5503 to 8586 code for a protein of 1027 amino acids. Gene Ontology annotation, molecular function: metalloendopeptidase activity. The transcript is spliced from 22 exons. The record is from RefSeq and is a predicted model, not a curated record. Gene Ontology annotation, biological process: extracellular matrix organization; proteolysis.
GAAUGUGAGAAUUAUACAGUCAACUCACACUCAGGUGAAGCUGGUGCAUUGAUAUUGUCAGAAGUGACCCAUUUUUUAGUGCAUGGUACAGUGAUGCCCUUUAAGGUUAACAAAGGUAUGCAUAGUGAAAACAUGCUGUAGGUAAUUGCUCUUCAGCCUAAUAGAUAUUUCUUACCUGAAAAAUGUGAUGUAUGGCAAUCUUUACAGAAUUUAAUAGAGCUUAAAUCACUUGGAUGCUAAGGAAAUGUUGAAAGUCCUGUAGAAACUACUCUAGCAGUUGGUAGAAUUUAAUAGAAAAACAAUCACUCCUCCAGACUUUUUGAACUAUUUCAUGGAAUUUAUAGCAAGAUGAGUGUAUUUGAUAGGAUUUUCUUUCUUUCCAUUGAAAAAUUGCUCUCUCCAAGUUUUAUGGUGCUUUUUAUUAAGGGAACAAAUUAAGUUGCUGCAAAGAAGUGAGAAGAGGAGAGUUUACAGUAUAGAAAUACAGUCAGUAUAGAAGUGAUCUUGCAAAAGCUUUUUGGAUCCAUCAGUUCCUUUACAUCAUCUCUGUGCAGGGGGAGGGGUGGAGCAAUUCUAGCUCUGCAUGGGGACAGAAACCUCAGCAGCUGUGUGAAAGUACAAAGCUCUUCUGAUGAUGUAGCCAGAGCAGAUGGGCCCCUUUUGAAUCACAUUCAGCAGCAAUAAAAGAUUGGAAAAAAGCAUUUUAAGAAGGGUGGAUUGGUCUAGAACAGGAAGUUCUUCAUGGGAAAAUCCAGAGAAAAGCCAGACCUGGUGAUACUGAGGCUUUAGAAGCAUAAUCCUGAUUGGAGGCUUUAUAAGGUAGCAUCUUGAUAAAACGAAAUGAAAUGCAUCGGAGGGUAUUGGCUGUGAGUUGUAGAAACAUAUCCUUAGAAUGCACUGUGUGCUCCCAGUGGUGUGUGAAUGCUGACAGUUCAGACUCUCUAAUAGCAGCUGUUUUAUAACAGGAUUAAGUGACUAAAGUGAGGGUAGCUAAGCAGCUAUUAUAAAUGAAGAAAAGGUUAAUAUUGGGCUGUGUACUCUAUUUUUUUUUUUAGGACCAGUAGGAACAAAAAUACUUACGUUUUUCCUAAUCUGUCGUCUUUUUAGGGAACAAGUGAAUGAUGGAUUAACAUGAUGUUAGACCUAAGAGUGCAUAGAAUUGUAAACAGCCAGACAAUCUUAGAAUUGUUAGCAUGCUAUAUAUUGUUUAUGUGUAUAUCAAAAUUAUUUUAGUCAAUUCAUACAGAAUUGUGUGAUUCAUUACUCUAGUAGCUGUGCUCAUUACUGAGUUCCUGGAAACCUACAAAUCUGUUUGAGGUUGGUGUGAGCAACUUCUUCUGAAACCUAGAUGCUGCAUAUAUAGACUUUCCUGUUCCAGAUGUAAAUCAUGGGGUUGGAAUAGCGAUUGACUUUGAAGCUGUGGACCUUGUCAGUAAAACUUUCCAGGCUGAGAACAGUCAUUUUCUGUUUGAAAAACAUUUAAAUAUCAAGAUUUGGUUUUAUGAAAUAUUAUUAUUUGAUAUGUAUUCAAUCCAGAAUGGACCAUUGUGAUCUCCUUAUCUAAUCUGACUUUCUGCACAGGCAGAGAGCAAGAAUGCUAUAUAGCAAUUCCUCAUCAUUUGGAAAUAAUCUUAAGGGUUAAAAGCUACGGUUUUGACUUUUAAAUCUUGAAAACAUGUUUUUCCCUUGAUCUUGGAUUGUUUUUACAGUUUUCUCGUUAUGCUUUCAGAGACAAAUUUCUUCUUUUUCCAGACAAGGACAGAUAAUGAUAUAUCUUGUUUUUAUUCAGUUUCAGUUUAGCCAUGUCAUGCAUGAAGGCCCCAUUAUGUCAUGCAGAGUCGUUGUUUAUUAUGCAUCAGUCUCCUUACUGAAGAUCAGAUUUCAGUAGAGGAACUGUAUUUCAUGCACUCUUUCUUGAUAUGGAAUCUGCAAAAGUAAGAGAGCUGCAGAUAUACCGCCACAGUAGAACAAAGGGAGAAGUGAUUCACUUGAUACAAACCAAAAGCUGAUCCUGUCAGUUUUGAGGAAAAUAGGGUACUGCGAGGAGGUUUUAUCUAAGUAAGUAAAACUGCUCUGCUGGCUAGGAUCAAGUGUUAGAUCUGAAUCCUGAAACAGCUGAAAACUUUGUUUUCCAGUCUGCGUAAGUCUAUGAUGAAAUACUAAAAUAUCUUACUACACUGCUGCAAAUAAUCAUACUUUUAUCAUAUAAUCUGUUUAAAAAAAAGUUAACCUAUUAAAACACUGGCCAACCUGGAAACUAAGUUAUACUAUUGUGCAAAAGGUAGUGACCGCACAAUCUCUGCAUACCUUCUGCAAAUUUAAGAUAAGCGACUACAUUUUUUAAUCAGAGCAAUAGGUUGUAAAAGUGACAAACAUUGAUGCUUUCUGUUGCUACUUUACAUCAUAGUGACAUAUAAUUAACUGCUUUUAGUUAGCUAGUUUAUUUUAAGAAACUGAAACAAAUACUUGCUCUUUCAUACUAUUAAGCAACAUUCACAAAGAUGUGGUCUAUAGAUUGGGACUUCAGUGGGCGUAUUCAGAAUUACGAUAAUAGCAAUUUGUUUUGACUGGGAAAGCAGAUUACAUGAAUAUGUUUCUAUUCCCAGAUCACAUAAGCUUUAUUACAUGUUGAAGCUCAGUUUCAAUGAAAAUAUUUUCUUUUUAGUUUAAACCAGAAGCAUCAGUCUUCUGGGGGUUCGUAAGACUUGGUGUUCUGCUACAUGCAUAUAAGGAGUGGGAAAAGAGGAGACUAGCUAUCGCUUUGCUUUAUGAUCUGAUAAAAUUGCUUUAACUCUGAAGUGAAUAUAAACCAAUUGAUUUUUAACCUAAGAAGCAGAGUUUAGGUUACACAGACUUAAGACAUUCUUACACAAGGGUAAUGAGUAUCUGCUUACACAUCAGUUCAGAGCAUCGUUUUCUGAGCAUGAGCCUAAAGAAAUUGAAUCUAAGGGACUAUUUAUACAUCCAGAGGAUCUAACUUGUUGGCUAGCUUUGCCUACUGUUAUCAGCAAGAGACAGAGAAGCUCAUCCAGAAAGCUCCACCAUCUAGAAUAACUUCUGUCUUUGUUUACUGUGGUGAAAACAGCUUUUCUCUACCAGUUGUGUACUUGAUCUCGUAUGUCAUUCUUGUACGGAUGGAUGGACGUUUCUGCUUGUUGUGUCAUAUGUCAGGAAGCCCUGGUGAAGAACGGAGAAGUCUUAUGGGGAAAAACUGAUCUUAAUUUUUCUUUUCUUUUUCUUUCUUUAACUUGUAAAUGGGUGUAUCACAAGUGGAAACCUUUUUGAUAGAGGUACACCAUGCACAGAAAAAUAGAACUGUAGGCUAGAAUAUUUCUACCAAAUCCAGCAUUAGAAGUAUUGAGUAUCCCCAAGAAGUCUUUGUAGAAGAUGAUCACAUAUUCCCUAAUACUGAUUGCAUUGACUUGAGGAGGGGCAAUAUAAAAAUUUCAUCCACUUUUUUUGAAGGAAAAAAAAAAACACACAAACUGAUGGUUUCAGGAUUGCUCUGGACUUUUGGUACAAUACAAAGAAAAACCCAGACAGAUCAGAUUUCUUGGUGCUACAGUCUGUGUUGGCUAACAAUUUCAGUAAUGCUUAAUUCCACUUUUGGUGGCUAUCUUCCUAAUUAGACAGCUGCCUCUCUAUUAAGGAAAAAUUAUUCUUGUGUGUUAUCAUAUUCUCAUUAUGGACCGUGUCUGUGUUCAGUCCAUCGAUAGGUGGUUAUGGUUGUGCUAUACUGGUAUCCAAUGUAUUGCUGCAUUCAUAAAUGUGGUACUUCCUAGUUUCAGACAAACUAUUCCUUUAACUUUUGCUUGAUUAAUGCGAACAUCCCAAAGAUUAAAAACUGGUCUAUUAGCAGUACUUCAUGUUACAUCUAACAGAUCUGGAACUUUACAUGAACACUGAGCAGAUCAUAAACAAGUUCAUUCUUUUUGGAACACUAGGCAUGGGUAACAUAAACAUCACUAACCUUUUCGAAGCUGAGAAUGAUACCUUUCCAGAAUCAGGAUAACAAAAAGCUUUUCUGUGUGUAGUAUCAAGCGUUUAGCACUUAAACACAGGGGAGGAUAGCCUGGAAUCACAUAUGGUUUCCAUCUAUGUAUAAUAUACCAUCAGACAAGUGAUUGUAAAGUUGAUUCAAACUUAAGUGGUGGAGAAACUGUGCCUAUGAAUGUGAUGUUUGUGUUACAUGCUCACAUAGUCUAGACAUCUUGGUUAUGCAGGUAACAGUGGCAUUAAUGUAAUUUACACUUGGUGAAACAAACCAUAGUGGUACAUGGAGAAGCCAUGACUUUCUAGUCAUAAAUGUUAAGUUAACUGGCUAGCUAUUUUAUACUUCAUUUGGAAAUCAAAUUAUGUGACAACAUAUGUUGUAGUUUGUGUUCUAUAUAGGUAUGUAUCGUGCAGCCUAUCUGCAUCAGGUUCCAAUGAUCUAUGUUUUCUAGUAGAAUAAAGAGAGAAUUGGAAUUGACAACAAAAUAUAAUAAACUUUGUUCAACUGUCAUAUCCUGGGUAAAGUACAUGCUAAAGCUGUUGGAGUGACUUGACUAUGAAGCUUUUGUGUAGGUCUACAAACAAGAGCCUCUGUAGAAAUGUAGUUUUGAUUCCAAAGAAAUGUCAAUAAUAAAAUGUGAACAUUCAGUUUUUUGUAAUCUAGAAGAUGAGAACUGGCUUGUCAGCUUGGAAAAGAGAAGAAUUGGGAAAAAUCUGAGGCAAGCAUUUCCAGCUGUGACAAGUACCAUUGGAUUAGUCAGUGAAUAGUUUAUGAAACAGAAGGAUGGAAAUAAAAAUGGAAAUGGAAAGCUUAUUUAGUGAAAAUGUGGAUGCUGAUUUUAUUCCUGAGGACUGAGUGAUGAUGAGUAAUACAGUGGAAUUGCCAGUUUUUUCCCUUGUCAGGUAGUGGGAGCAGUAUGGAUUUCUUCUAUUUCGUUUCAAAUUUGAAACCGCAAAAGUGAGAAGAUUCUCUCCUUUGGUGUUGGAGUGCAGUUCAUCUCCUUGCAUUUAUUUCAGAGCCUUAGGAAAGAUUUUUGUUUGGAACCAGGGGCUGAGCAGUUGUAGAGUUUAGUAACCCAGGACAGGAAGCAUCUCUGGCAUACGAAAGGCCUUUAGGAUAUGGAAACAAACUCAGAAAACCAGAGCAUCUGGUGAAAGAAAGAGGAAAAUUAAUUUGCCAUGGGAUAUGAGACCACACAAUAGAAAGCUACUUUGUACUGCCUUGAAGAAGCCAUUUCAGUUUUCUUGGAGACAACUCUGAGGACAUUAACAGAGCUCCUACUUGAAAAAUUCCAAGCAACAUUUCAAGGAGAAAGUUUUCAAAUAAGUGUCCUCCUUUUCCAGGAGGAUUCAGAAAAAGAAUUAUAUUCAUGGAAUAUCCAUUUGGACAACUAGCAGCGCAGUCAGUUAUGCCAGUUCUUGGAGAUCCAGGAUUUGUGUGCAAUCUGCAUCGUGUUUUAACGCACCAAGGAACACUUUUCACUUCAGAACGCUUCGCAUUAAAGGAUCAUGGUAGACAGUUUAAUACUUUCUUUGAGACUUCUCAGUUCCCUAGCAGUGCUGGGAUUUCAGCUUGUCAUCCCACAGCCUUCAAUUGAACACAGAAAGGUUCCCCAGAGGAUAGAGGAGCAGAGAGAUGCAUCCGAAGAUAGCAGUGCAGGAAUUCCAGGCAUGUGGGGAAGCUGGGGCCCCUGGUCUGCCUGCUCCCGGAGCUGCAGCGGUGGUGUGAUGGAGCAAACGCGGCCCUGCCUUCCAGCCUAUUACCACGAAAGGGGCUACCGAAGGCCAGGGCGACAGUACCCAGCCUCAGAGAGAACUCUUGCUCAUCAGAAUUCACGCCAUCGUGAAGAUCCGUUGACUGCUUAUCCUGGCCAUGUCAUUUCUGCCAUCCGUACAUCUGUGCCACUUCACAGAAAUGAGGAGCAGCUUUGGGCUGGCCUUCGGGCUCCUAUUUCUUCAGGAGGCCGUAAUAACAGCCAUCUAAGCAGAGGAGCAUUAAGAGGCAGCCGGCAUUCUCAGUCCCAGAGGCAUAACCCCAAGCCAGAAAAGAGAAGCAGAAACAGAAAUUCUAUUGGCCCAGGAAAGUAUGGAUAUGGAAAAGUGCCAUAUAUUUUACCUUUGCAAACUGAUACUGGUCAGCAGCCUCAGAAACUUCGGAGGCAGCGACAGUCAUCAAGGAACAAUGUAUUUCAUCAGAGUCCAAGUCUCGGGAACACUUACAGCCAGGCAGCUAAUCCUUCACUUCAACAUGGGAAUCUUUAUCAAGAAGAAAGUAGACCUCAGGCUGGACAUCAAGUCAUAGGACCCUCAGUUUAUCAGUCAACUUCAUUUCCUGCAUCUCAAAGUUUGUUUCAUAAUAGUGACUCAAACCAUCAUGGGUCUUCAUCACGCCAGGUGGUCCAGGGUCAGCCUCAGCCUCAAAGGGCUGCAGCUAUUGUGUGCAUUGGCACCUACAAGCAAUAUAAACUCUGCAACACAAAUAUGUGUCCUGAAAGCAGCAGAAAUAUCAGAGAGGUGCAAUGUGCAUCGUACAAUAACAAACCAUUUAUGGGUCGAUUUUAUGAGUGGGAACCUUUUGCAGAAGUGAAAGGAAGUCAGAAGUGUGAGCUGAAUUGCCGUGCAAUAGGCUACCGAUUCUACGUGAGACAAGCUGAAAAAGUAAUAGAUGGAACACCGUGUGACCAAAAUGGAACUUCCAUCUGUGUGGCAGGGCAGUGCAAGAGUAUUGGCUGUGAUGACUAUCUGGGUUCAGACAAGGUGGUUGACAAGUGUGGAAUAUGUGGAGGGGACAACACUGCUUGCAAAGUUGUGUCUGGAGUUUUCAAACACACGCUAACAAAUCUUGGCUACCACAAGAUAGUGGAAAUUCCUGAAGGAGCUACUAAAAUCAACAUUACAGAGAUGUCAAAGAGCAACAACUAUUUGGCACUGCGGAGUCGUUCAGGACGGUCCAUCAUCAACGGAAACUGGGCAAUUGAUCGGCCUGGGAGAUACGAAGGUGGUGGGACAAUGUUCACGUAUAAACGCCCAAAUGAAAUCUCCAGCACUGCAGGAGAGUCAUUUUUAGCUGAUGGCCCAACAAAUGAAGUCCUUGAUGUCUAUAUGAUACAUCAGCAGCCUAACCCAGGUAUACAUUAUGAGUAUGUCAUUCCAGGAGACAAUGUCAUUAGUCCUCAGUUGCUUGCUCACAGGAGGCCAGGGGAGCCCUUGAAUGGUCAGUUAGAAAUUCCAGAAAGUACAAAUCAUGAGGAUGAGGAUUUGCAUAGGGAGACAGAGACUCUCACUGGACAGUCAGCUGGAAGUUUUCCAGUUAUUCAGCCAGGAAGAUUUUCUUCUCAUCAGCCAGAAAACCAGGUGCCUGCUGUGCAGCCACCAAGACAAAACCGAGAACACAACUGGAAACAGAUUGGAAAAACUGAGUGCACCACUACAUGUGGGAAAGGGUCACAGUACCCAGUUUUCCACUGUGUCAACAGAAUCACUCAUGAGGAGGUUCCUGAGGGUUACUGUGACAGCAGCACCAAGCCUAUUCCAGAAGAGGAGGCCUGCAACCUCUUCCCAUGUCCAGCUUUCUGGGAUAUAGGGGAGUGGUCUGAGUGCAGCAAAACAUGUGGCCUUGGUAUGCAGCAUCGGCAAAUCUUGUGUCGGCAAAUGUAUGCCAAUCGUACCUUGACAGUUCAGCAGUACCGCUGCCAUCACCUGGAGAAACCAGAGACAACCAGCACUUGCCAGCUGAAGAUCUGCAGUGAAUGGCAGAUUCGGACAGAGUGGACUUCAUGUUCAGUACCCUGUGGAGUGGGGCAGAGGACUCGAGAUGUGAAAUGUGUCAGCAACCUUGGAGACAUUGUUGAUGAUGAGGAAUGUAACAUGAAGCUACGGCCAAAUGACAUUGAAAACUGCGACAUGGGUCCAUGUGCAAAGAGCUGGUUCCUUACAGAAUGGAGUGACAGGUGUUCGGCAGAAUGUGGGGAUGGAGUCCGUACGCGCUCAGUGGUUUGUAUGACCAACCAUGUCAGCAGUCUGCCUCUGGAGGGCUGUGGGAAUAACAGACCGUCUGAAACAACUCCCUGUAAUAAUGGCCCCUGUGCUGGUAAAGUGGAGUGGUUUGCUGGGAGCUGGACACAGUGUUCUAUUGAAUGCGGCAGUGGAACUCAACAGAGAGAAGUCAUUUGUGUUAGGAAAACUGAAGGUAAUUUUGAUGUUUUGAACCCCUAUGAAUGUUCGUAUUUGGAAAGACCUCCCAGUCAGCAGUCCUGCUACCUCAAACCCUGUGGUGCUAAGUGGUUUCAUACAGAAUGGAGCACAUGUUCCAAAUCCUGUGAAGGAGGAUUUCGGGUUCGAGAAGUGCGAUGUCUAUCAGAUGACAUGACAACCAGUACUCAGUGUGAUCCACAGCUUAAACCUGAAGAAAAAGAACCAUGUAACACACAAGAUUGUAUCCCAGAAAUAGAUGAGAACUGCAAAGAUAAAUACUACAAUUGCAAUGUGGUUGUUCAGGCUCGGCUCUGUGUCUACACGUAUUACAAAACAGCCUGUUGUGCAUCCUGUACACGUGUGGCAAAUCGACAAACAGGGUUUCUAGGAGGAAGAUAACAAAUACUCUACUACUCAAAGCAGCAAUAUCAGUCUUCAGAUGGAGCUUAAACAGUGUUACUGUUUUGACCACAGCAGGUUCUACCUUCAUAAAGAGAUGGUUUUUAUAUUGCUGAGCACAUCAAGACUAUGGUUAAACCUCACACCCUUUCAGUUACACUUAAUGUGCAGUUACAUAUUUUUUAAAAUGUUUGUUGUAAAACCAUGAUCUUUUUAAAGAAUUAAUUUUUAAUAAUACUGUUCUUUGCACCUGUUCAUCAGAUAAUCAUUUAAAGAAUAUACCAGCCUUACUAUUGAGAAGUUAAUGAAAAGAAAAUCAGUCAUAGGCAAUUACUGGAGAUAUUUGACCAGUAUGGAUGCAGCUGCUGCAUUAUUUCCUGAGUGCUUACUCUCGCUUGGUAUUUUGGACUGACUUAAAUUAGAACAAAUCAAUGAAACAUGCACAUCAGAAGAAUUAUUUCACAAAAAGCCAGUCCCUUGAAGACCCAUUCAUGAUCAGUUUCCUAGCACCCUAAUGUAUGUUUUUAAUUACUUCAGUCCAUGCAUAAUAAAUUAGAGUUACUGUUAAGCUCUCUCAGUUGUACUUUUAACUAACUUCCUGUCCUCUAGCAGCAAAUAUAUGCACAGUUGACUGCCAAGAAGUGCCUUCAUAUUUAAUUCAUAAACUCUGGAAGUUACACUUUUCUAAUUUUGUAUGGAUUUUAAAAGCAAUAUAUUACCCACCAGAGUGCCACUAGUGUCCAGACCUUUAAGGCUUUAGCAACUGCAGCUGUCAGCGAGAUUGAGAUUUAAGGGUGAGAAGUCUUUGCUGGUAUAAAAAAAGUGAUUGUUUCCAUCAGCAAAAUCUUUCCUGUAGGAUAGUUAUUUCAGUGAGCUGGUUAUCUGGCCUAAUAUCUUGUCUCUGCACAAUUGCUUGAGAACUACUAUACUGAAGUAACUUGUCCAGACCUACUCCGGAUACGUCACCAGUUUCUGAACCAGCCACCAAAAGAUGUAGGCCUCUGUGUUUUAUCAUAGUCUGUGACUCUUAGGAGGCAGUAAGUGCGAGUGUGCUAGCUGAGCAUCUGUAAUAAGGAGAUCUUAACUAUUGACACGUUUCAGGUUUCGAAAGAUUAUUAUACCAUACGCAUCUUUGUAGUCAGUGUUUCAUCAAGGAGAUUUAUUCAUACCACCUCUUUUAUACUACUCAAGAACGGCUCCAGACUUAGACCUGAAUUUGAGUGGUGAUUUUUCAUUUCUGCAGUUACUAUACUCAGCCUUGGGCUUUGCUAAAGGUACACAGAAUGUGCUGUACACUGUGGAAUGAGCUGUACAGCGUAGAUGAAAGCUGUAUUAUUUGCACAUUCUCUAGCCUUCACAUGUGAGGUCUUUUGAAUGUGUAAAUAAGGCUGAGCAGGAAAUAAAUACCUCUGCUUGUUCAAUUGUUCAUUACAGCAUAUUGCUAUUAAAUUAAAUUAGUAAACUAUGCAUCUAUUUCCAAGAUGCCCGCUUUCUCGAUUCAAAAACAGUUUUGAUAAUGCAUGUUAAGCCACUCCCAGUGGUGUGAUAAUACAACGAUUAAGAUUUCCUGCUACUGAUUCAGAGGCAUGUUUGAGCCUCAUUUUGGAUUUGUACCAAAGCCCAUCCCAAGUGAUCAAGCUGUGUAUCUUUUUAUUUCCUUUUCAUUGUUUGGGUGGAGGAGAUGUAGAAGAGGAAUAGGACAGGGGGAGGCAAAGGUUGCUAGAUGUGAUACUAGUCACAUCACAUUGUGUACUGAAAGCUAUGAGCACAGCAAGGUGCCACUUUUCUAGUCUAACAGCUGCCUUGGCUUAAGACAAACCUUAGAUUUUUUCAAUUCUGUCAUUCAUGUAGAAUAUAUUUUAGCCAUGACGAACUAUUGAUGUUGGCUGAGUGAAACAAGUAUUUCCCCUGAAAUUUGGAGUUAAGUUUGUGAUUAAAAACAUUAAAUGUCAUUGGCUGUUUCUGUACACCUUGAUUUGGGCUUUUUCGCUGUAAUUAAUUGACAUGAACAAAGACGAAGGUGUUUCUGUUAGAAAUGCUACUUAGAAAACCUUUCAUUUGAGUUCAUGAAGCUUUCUUAGUCCUAUUCCAUUGUAUCAUGAAGAUAAGAGAGAUCUGUGAUCAUAUUGUAUACCACAGAUUCUCAACCGAAGUGUGGUAUGGAGAAAGUGCAGCAUUAACAACUGUUGAAUCCAGUAUUUGUAAAUACAGAUUUUCAUGUGCAUGUCUCAUUGCAACAAACCUUGACAUACACUAUUUAAUUUUUGCUGUUGUCUCUUUUGUUUCAAGGAAAUGUAUCCUCUCAGCUUGCGGGAAAUUACUGUUCCAUAAAAAGACUUGCUGAAACCCACAUGGAGAAUAAAAUACAGAGAAAUAAUCAGGUUUGCAAACAAUUCAUAGAGAAUAAUCUGCUUGCACACACUUUUCACUGUGAGGCAGUCAGCAAAUAUACAGGCUAUCCUGGUCUUUUCUAAAAUUUGUUAUUUUGGUCUGGAAUAAAUAGCCAUUAGGAUAUUUUGCAAGGAUUAUUUUCUUGUAGGCCCCAUUAAGCUGCCACUGAAGUAAAUGGAGCUUAUGGAAGCUAAAUUUCAAAUAUAUGCAUACAUGUAGCAAUAUAACCCUCUAUUACUUCUAAGGUGUAUAGCUUUCUGAAUUGAAUGUGGUAAAUUAUGGUCGUAGACAUACAAAUUGUUCCUUUUUUUCCAGUAAAAGGUUUUGAAAGAUUAUGGCCAGUUUUCACAUGUACCAGUUAAACAGAUUUGCUCCACCUAUUUAAAACAUCUGGUGAUAAGGAAGCUGCCAGAGUUUUACUGAACUUAGUCAUGUAUCAUCUCUUCUCAUGUAUCAGCAUAACCAAAGUAGUUGUUCCUGCAACAUGAACUAAUCAACCCUUCUUUCAGCACUUGGAUGUAGGAGAACUACCUAUACAAAGUAAGUGCUAUGCUAGUAUUUCACUGUCACGCAAAGUGCACUUUUGAAAUUGUGACUACAGCGAGUGUUCGUUUUAAUAGAGCAGUGCACCAGUGUUAGCAUGAUGCCUACAGAUGGCCUGAUUUUACUUUCAUGAUCUAAUUGCAAAUCAAAGGUGGCAUUAAUGAAUCCAGUGGAGUUAGAUCAGGUGUAAAACCACUGUAAACAAGAACUGAAUCUGAAUUUGAAUGUUACCUUUCCUUUUCUGGUAUUUUAACACCAAUCAAAAUCACUUAGGUGGAAAAAAAAAAAGCUGUUCUUGCCUUAAAGAUCUUCAGUUUAUAUGGUCCAGUAAGACCAGAGUAAUUGUAGACCUACUGUUGUAGAUCUUUGAUUUAAAGUACUCUAACUGCUUACAGAGCUAAAAAACAGCAUGCAGCUUUCAUGUCCUGCAGAAUAUGAGUGAUAAAGCCAUAUUGGCAAAAAUCAGCUCUAUCUAGAGCCAGCUCUGUCUCUCCAGCACUUUCUUCCUGGAAUCGAGGACACCAGUGCAGGUGUUUAUGAUGUUAUCAAGGGUCUAGCACAACUAGCUCCUGAUCAAUGCCAGCUCUGCCAGAUUGAAGCAAGCGGAGGUAAAAUUGGUUGGGUGUAGCUAUUCGCACCCUCCUUUAUAUGCCAAAUCCUGAGAGCAUUUACUGGUAGCACUGAAUUCAUGGGGUUCUCCAUUCCUCCCAUGAGCUGGGAAACUGAAGAUGGUGUGGAAGCAUGAGGAUUGCUCCUGUGGGAUGACCCCGUGUCUGGCUUGGCCAGCCAUGAGCCAGAGUUCAUGCUUGCAUUAGGGUUUCUGACCUUCAGUCUGCCGUGCUCUGGGUUAGAGAAAAGCUUGUUAGCAGGCAGUAGAGUGCUGGGGAGAGCAGCGCAGGAGACACUUUUGCAAGUCUGCUAGCCUUGAAGUCCAGCUAUAUUGUAAGCUCACUGACUUGAUGCAAGACUACCUCAGUAUACCUGCACAGUGUCUUCUUCACUACAUGCAUAAUCUGUUUUUUUUUCCCCCCCAAUACUUGGAGCGCUCCAGCAAAUGGAGAACUGUCUACGAAUAAAGCAGUGUUUAACAGCAAUGUAAUUUGUUAGAUCCCAUCUUUAUGACAAUAUGGUACAGUUGAGAGUUUGAUCCUUUUAUAAAGAAAUACAGAAUGUCUCGUAGGGCACAUUAAGUUGAUGGUGUGUUAAUGCAAAGACAUAUUUUAGCUUACUUACACAGAGACUUAAUAAAAGUGGUCAGUAUAGCCCUAACUCAGGUGAGUACAUGGAACUCAGAAGAUCGCAUGGGCAGCAAGACUGCCAUGGCCUUGCUACUUAACUUUGCUUAUGUCUGAGUCCUAGAAAUCUGCAGUAGUCACCACUGAGUGGGGAAAGAGGCAGGUUUUGGAAGCACCUUAUGGCUAAUAGAAGGGGAGGUUAUGCCUCCCUGAAAGAAUAUCUAGACUCCACCCUUUAUAACCUAUACCACCAUAGGUAUUAAAAGGGCUCUCCAGGGCUUUUUCUCCCGUUCAUCCCUAUCCCACCCUCUCUCCCAUUUACCCCUGACGGGUGCUCAUCUCUUCCUCUUACCUCUCCUUUGGAUAUGGAGGGCCAACAGGUGCCAUCCCUUUGUCCUUUGGAUGACAACAGUCAAUUUUGCCAACAUUGCUAAAAAACCUCUGAACUGGCAAUGUGUUUUUUAAGAAUGUGCAUCAGAAAUAAGCCCAGCUAUUCAUAGAGCUGUAUUUCUGCCCGGACAAUGAUUUUUUUGUUUCCAUGUUGGCUAGUUUUAAAUGCAUAACAUUAAAAUAACUACUGAAUGAAUUCCUGAGCAAUGAACCUGUGAUUGCGCAGCUAUUAAAGUAUGUAUUGACCUUUUAUUCUCACAUCUAACAUCUACUGUAUGAAAAAAUACAAGAAUUAUCCUGUUUACACUCAAAUAGGAAAAUUCAUGUAUCCACCUGCUUUUUCCUGAGACUUAACACUUGGUGCCUCUAACUCCUCUCUCUAGGAGCCUUUUCUGUGCAUUGGGCAGAUAAUUAUUUGCAUGUCUGUCUGCAUCUGGAACACAAAACACAAAAUUCUGAACACUGAAAGUAAACUUCCUUAGUUCCUAACAUAGCUUACAGAGUAUGUUUGCGGGGACUGCAUUAGCUUCUGUUUAGAAAAUGGAAUAAAUUCUUUUAAUAUCAGAAAUGAAAAAUCAUCCACUAAUAUAAUUUUCUGUAUAUUUUUAAGAAAACUUUACCGCAUUAUUAGAUCUUAAUAGAAACAGUGUGGGUGAAAUUCUGGCCUGGUGAAAGAGAGAAAAUUUCAUUUAAGAGAACUUACAUCAGGCCUGAACUUGGCUCUUUUGUUUCUCAGCUUUCAGCAACCACAAGUUGUUAGGAAUGUGUUACAAAUCUUCUAUAUUCCCAUGUAUUUUAAUGUAUUAGAAGACAGAAACUGCCACUGUGGAGAGGAAAGGAGCUUAAUUAUUUCCUUUGAAAAAUCAGUAACUUCCCAGGGACAGUCUGUCAGUGCUGCUUGCUGUUUUGUCCAUGCUACAUUUGGGUCUCUUGAGACCUAGUCCUGCAGUGGCCUUAGCGGGGGGUAGGUACAAAUGAGCUUUUGAAGCCCCAUUGAAGUCACUCAGGCUCCCCAUAGAGGAUCUACAAGGACUGGAGCCUUAAUUGUGUGGAUUAUUAAACCUGACACUAUGAGUGACAAAACAAACUAACUUUUUUAUAUGUGUAAAAUUAAUUCUACUUGACCCUAACCUAGUAAUUGAUUUUGGCAGAAGGAUAUACUUUAUUAUAACUUAUUUUGUUGUUAUUUGUAAAUACAAGAUGUCUAUGGGAAAUAUGUAUACUGAGCUGUGUCUAUGGAACAAGCCACUGCACCAAAAUAUUUCAAAUAUCUAGAAUAGGCAGAUUUUUAUUAAAAGGGACCUAAUAUGUAUUUAUUUACAUAUACCAUUCACAUUUUGUCCAGCUCUUUCAUCAUACUAAUCUAGCUUUUAAUUGAAUUUUAUAGCACAGGUAUUACAUAUAUAUUUAUGUAUAUAUGUCAUGCUGUAAAUCCAUAAUACAACUUUAUAAACUUUCUGAUUAGCCAGUUCAUUGAGUGAAUUAAAGCAGGAAUAUAGAUAAAUUGCUUUCUGACUUGUUCAGGAAUAAGUAUCAAUGGCUGUGCACCUGAACCAGAACUGUACAGCAUCCUUUUCAUAUUGUAUACAUUUUCUCUUUGAUGAAAAAAUGUUAACUAUUUUUGUUUAUGACUAAUUUAUUUUUAUUAUUGUGAAAAAUAAAGUAAUUAAAGAUGAA